Messenger RNA from Indicator indicator, 1422 nucleotides. RefSeq names its product cyclin dependent kinase 18 (gene CDK18). The record is from RefSeq and is a predicted model, not a curated record. Gene Ontology annotation, biological process: protein phosphorylation. The transcript has 15 exons. Gene Ontology annotation, cellular component: nucleus; cytoplasm. Gene Ontology annotation, molecular function: protein kinase activity; ATP binding. Bases 1 to 1422 code for a protein of 473 amino acids. NCBI's taxonomy places the organism in Eukaryota, Metazoa, Chordata, Aves, Piciformes, Indicatoridae.
AUGAACAAGAUGAAAAACUUCAAGAGGAGGUUUUCACUCUCAGUUCCUCGGACAGAGACCAUUGAGGAGUCCCUGACAGAGUUCACAGAGCAGUUCAACCAGCUCAACAACCGCAGGAAUGAAGACCUGGCUCAAGGCCACCUGCAGCUGGGGCAGCUGGGCAGGGAGCUGGAGGCAGACAGCAGCCCCAUCUCCCCCUCGGAGCUGGAGGUGCAGUCCCCGGCGGCCGUGCGCUACCGCGGCAGCAGCCAGCGCCGCUUCUCCACCGAGGAUGUCAGCAAGCGUCUGUCCCUGCCCAUGGACAUCCGCCUGCCCCCCGAGUUCCUGCAGAAGCUGCAGAUGGAGAGCCCAGAGUUCCCCAAGCCCCUCAGCAGGAUGUCCAGAAGGGCUUCCCUCUCAGAUAUUGGGUUUGGGAAGCUGGAAACCUAUGUUAAACUGGACAAGCUGGGAGAGGGCACUUAUGCCACUGUCUUCAAGGGGCGCAGCAAGCUGACGGAGAACCUGGUGGCCCUGAAGGAGAUCCGCCUGGAGCACGAGGAGGGAGCACCUUGCACAGCCAUCCGGGAAGUGUCACUGCUGAAGAACCUGAAGCAUGCCAACAUCGUGACCCUGCAUGACAUCAUCCACACUGAGCGUUCCCUCACCCUGGUCUUCGAGUACCUGGAGAAUGACCUCAAACAGUACCUUGACAACUGUGGGAACCUGAUGAGUGUGCACAACGUGAAGAUCUUCAUGUUCCAGCUCCUGAGGGGUCUGGCUUACUGCCACGGGAGGAAGAUCCUGCACCGAGACCUCAAACCCCAGAACCUGCUGAUCAACGAGAGAGGAGAGCUCAAGCUGGCUGACUUUGGCUUAGCCAGAGCCAAGUCAGUCCCUACCAAAACAUAUUCCAACGAGGUGGUCACACUCUGGUACCGGCCCCCUGAUGUCCUCCUGGGAUCCACUGAGUACUCCACACCCAUCGACAUGUGGGGCGUUGGGUGCAUCCACUACGAGAUGGUCACUGGCCGGCCCAUGUUCCCUGGCUCCACGGUGAAGGAGGAGCUGCAUCUGAUCUUCAGGCUGCUGGGAACCCCAACAGAAGACACCUGGCCUGGAAUCACAUCCAACGAGGAGUUUAAGGCUUACAACUUCACACAGUACCGAGCCCAGCCCUUAAUAAACCAUGCCCCAAGGCUGGACUCAGAAGGCAUUGACUUGCUGACCAACCUUCUUCUGUAUGAAGCCAAAGGCAGGAUCUCGGCGGAGGCAGCCCUGCGGCAUUCGUACUUCAAGAGCCUGGGGGAGAGGAUCCAGCUCCUGCCUGACAAUGCCUCCAUCUUCUCCCUGAAGGAGAUCCAGCUUCAGAAGGACCCUGGCUACCGAGGCUCAGCCUUCCAGCAGUCAGCCCGAGGGAAGAACAGGAGGCAGAGCAUAUUUUAG